AUGUGGUUCACUUUAUCACGUUCUGUUGACAUUGGGGAGGCCCCGGAUUUUUGGGAGUGGCUUCCGGAUACUGCAGAGGGGUACUCUGUGAGAGGUGCCUAUGAUUUGGAUUUGUUGACUACUGGGGAUGAUCCUCUAAUGGGUUUACCUUUUGAUUUGGUGUGGCAUCCUCAGGUUCCUUUUAAGGUUUCAGUUUUUGCGUGGCAGCUUAUUCGCGAUCGAUUGCCAACGAAAGCUAAUCUGGCGACUCGUGGUGUUGUUCCCACGGAUGAUAUAUUUUGUGUUUUUGGUUGCGUUCACGUGGAGACAGCUGAUCAUUUAUUUCUUUCUUGUACUACUUUUGCAUCUUUGUGGCAGCAGGUGCGAGAUUGGAUUGGUGUUUUAGGAGUGGACCAUAACAUCAUUACAGAUCAUCUGGUGCAGUUUACUCAUUUGGCAGGUGUUGGUAAAGCAAAAAGAUCGUUCUUGCAGCUUAUCUGGCUUUUGAGUGCUUGGGUUUUGUGGAGUGAACGUAACACCCGUAUAUUCAAUAAUUUUAUUAAUCUAGUACCUCAAUUGUUAGAUAAGGUUAAAUUGUUAUCUUUGGGGUGGCUGAAAGCUAAUAAGGUUGUGUUUGUGUAUGAUACGCAGAGAUGGUGGGUAGACCCUUUGGCUUGUUUGGGCUUGGCUACCUAG
Messenger RNA from Medicago truncatula (barrel medic), 675 nucleotides. RefSeq lists its product as uncharacterized. Bases 1 to 675 code for a protein of 224 amino acids. The record is from RefSeq and is a predicted model, not a curated record. The transcript is spliced from 2 exons. Lineage: Eukaryota; Viridiplantae; Streptophyta; Magnoliopsida; Fabales; Fabaceae.